Molecule: messenger RNA, 2304 nt
Organism: Hyposmocoma kahamanoa
Lineage: Eukaryota; Metazoa; Arthropoda; Insecta; Lepidoptera; Cosmopterigidae
Product: centrosomal protein of 162 kDa
Exons: 5
Coding region: 1-1905 (634 amino acids)
Biological process (GO): cilium assembly
Cellular component (GO): axonemal microtubule; centriole; centrosome
Source: RefSeq, a predicted model, not a curated record
AUGGCACAGAGUUCUGUAUUAAUUUCACAGGAAAAUAUGUCUAACGAAAAUAGUAUUUCCACAAAAGAGUUUUUGAGUUUUGAGAAAACUUGCGAGGCCUAUAAAGAUAGCGACGAGGAAAUUAAGAUGAUAUUUAGUGAAAUCACCAAAUUGUCUGCCGCUAAUAAUAAAGAUAAUGUAAUUUCUGAAGAUGUAGAAGAUGUGGAGUUGAUUUUAAGGAGAGCUGAAGAUUUGGCUCAAGAAACUGAACUGUUGCUAAAGAGCAGCCCAGUGGCAGCUAAAACUGAACGGACCCUGCCAAAUGGAGUAGAUUCUGGGACUAUCCCUCUGAUUAAAGUCACAAAACCUGUGGAGAACAUUCAGGAAAAACCCAUAACUGUUGCUAAGACAAAUCAGUCGCCAAAACACAAACAGGAAAACGAGACGCGUCGUAAACCAAAAACAAGACCUUUCUCUGCUGGCGUUAUCGAUUCAAAGAAAAAAGAGGCCGCCAAAGCACCAAAAGUUCAUACGAAUUCACCAAAGAAAUCUGUUUGCAAACACGAUGGAUUGAUAGAAGAGUUAAAGGAUACAAAGGAAAGAAUAAAAAGCAUUGAACUUUUGAAUGUGCAAUUCACUGAUGACAAUAAAGCACUACGUAAAAAGUUGGAUCACGUAACUGAGCUUAAACAUGUCGCUGAUUUAAAGUUGGCUGAAUGCGAAAAGUUCAUCAGUCGAAUGGGAAAACAAUAUGAAAGCAAAAAUGUCGAGUUGAAAACUGUAAAAGAGAAUGAAAGUAAAUUGUUGGCCGAAUUGACAAAAGAAAGGAAUGAAAGGAAGAAUCUGACUGUUAGACAUGAAAAGGAUGCUGCUGUUAUUCAAGAUCUGCAAAGGCAAGUGAAGGAGAUGGAGAUGAUAUUGAAGAGGAAACAUCCAGAUUCUGUGUCAGCAUUGAUAGUGGCAGCAAAGUCGUCAACAGUGGAAGAUAAUAAGAAAAAACUACUGGAAGAUCGACUCAUACGAUUGGAGCAAGAAUUGAAAGAUAAAGAAGACCAUUUCCAAAGCGUCAUGCUAACGUUACAGGAGAAAUUCGGCGACAUGAAACACAAAUACGAGAACCAUAUUAUUGACGUUGAACGUCAACUGAUGGAGGAACGCAAGAUUAAUACCGACCUAAAGGAUAAAAUAAAUAAAGUAGACCUUGUUGAUACUGCUGUUCAAACUGCUCCUUUUCCUCUUCGCAAUAUUUCUACUCAAACCGUCUUUAAAACUGAUAGAGCUUCAUCGGCCAUUGCUCGUCUACCUCGAAACUCUGCAUUGCUCUUGAACAAGUUGAGAGAGGACAGUUAUUUAGUAGCUACAAUAAAAGGUUUGCAGGCAGAGCUAACGGUGAAACAACGGACUAUUGCGAAAAUCAAUAGAGAAACUGAGGAACUUAAGAAAAACUUGAGGAAUUUGCAGAAGGAAAAAGAAGUGCUGUUAAACUUGAAUCCCCAGAAGAAAACGGGUUGUAAGCAAUCUAAGUCUGCUGAGAACAUUAUUGCCAGGAUGAACACAGAAAUGGAGGCAGAACUGGCGGAGUCUCGGAGGGAAAGAGAAACUUUUAGGCUAGAGAGAAACAGCCUGCUGGACUCGCUCAAAAGGACAAAUGAAGACUUUAUUAUGUUGAAGAAAAAGAGAAUUCAGGAUCUUCACACUCUUCAGCUGGCUCACGAAAAAGAGUUAAUGCAGAUGAACAUGCAAUUGUACCCACUUCAGGAAGAAAUCAAGUUGCUGAAUAGAACUGUGGAGAUUCUUCAGGAACGUAUUAGGGCAGCUGACGACAAACUCCUGAGAUACCAGGCUGGCAUAAGAGAUAUGGAUAUGUUAGGAGGAGGAGACAACUUCAGCUCGAAGACCAGUCUUAAUAAAAGAGAUGCACGUUAAUAUUUUGUUAUUUAUUUGUGCAUUGUUUGUUUGUGCGACGGUUUUAUGUGAACACUAGCUUUUAGAAGCAUACAAUGCAGUGUUUCUUUUAAAUAUAAGCACAAGGUUGAUAAAAAUACAAUGUAUUGGAGAAUAUAAUGCUAAAUUGUGUUGUAAUCGGGACCACGUUUAGUUUAAGACUUACAAGUGUUCUUAAACGUAAGUGCCUUGAGUGGUAUAACUGUUUGCGUAUUAUAAUUUAUAAUCGCGGUUGUCAAUUGUCUGUUAUGAAUAUUGAUAUUGAUGCCUACUCGAAUUUUGUACACAUUCCGAACGGUUCCUAUAUUGUAAGAGAAAUUCUAGUCAAAUAUUUUCGUGAGUGUUUUUUCUCGAGUAUGUAAUAAUACCGAACAGAAUCAG